UUGAUAUUUGGAUAUCUGGAGGUACCUAUGAAAAGGGUAGUUUUCGACUAUUUGUCAUCGACUUGGAGAUGUCCGUUCGCCACCUGCAUCCGUGCGUACGGUGUCACGAAACAUGACUGGGAGGCGGGCGAAAUGCCCGUGUAUGUCUACGGCAAAGGUAAAGGACGCAACCGCGUUUACGCAUGGGGUUUGGCCGCCUCUGGGGCGCUUGGUGUCCGAGAGUUUCUCCAGCCGAAGACGCACAGCCGUAUUCUGAAGCAUACGUUCAAGCCAUGCUUAGUUCCUUUCAGUGAAAAACACAAAGUAAGUUAUCGGCCUUCGUAA
This is a messenger RNA of Soboliphyme baturini, 324 nucleotides long. Lineage: Eukaryota; Metazoa; Nematoda; Enoplea; Dioctophymatida; Soboliphymatidae. The record is from the annotation of a GenBank genome assembly.